Thlaspi arvense is the source of this 1351-nucleotide messenger RNA. The record is from the annotation of a GenBank genome assembly. NCBI's taxonomy places the organism in Eukaryota, Viridiplantae, Streptophyta, Magnoliopsida, Brassicales, Brassicaceae.
AUGAGAGCCAUCCAUCAACAUCUCAGGAAGAUCAAUAAACCUUCCGUCAAGACAAUUCAUAGCCCUGAUGGUGACAUCAUAGACUGUGUUUUAUUACAUCACCAACCAGCAUUUGAUCAUCCCAGAUUAAGAGGACAGAAGCCACUGGAUCCCCCUGAGAGGCCGAGAGGGCAUAAUAAGAGGAAAGGAUUGAGACCAAAGAGCUUCCAGUUAUGGAGAAUGGAGGGAGAGACAUGUCCUGAAGGAACAAUUCCUAUCAGAAGAACAAAAGAAGAAGACAUUCUCAGAGCAAACUCUGUUUCUAGCUUUGGCAAGAAACUCAGACAUUUUCAAAGAGAUACCAGCAGCAACGGCCAUGAACACGCGGUGGGGUACGUGAGCGGGGAGAAAUACUAUGGGGCAAAAGCAAGCAUAAAUGUGUGGGCUCCGCAGGUGCAGAACCAAUACGAGUUUAGUUUAUCUCAGAUUUGGAUUAUUUCUGGUUCCUUCGGUAAUGACCUCAAUACCAUUGAAGCUGGCUGGCAGGUGAGUCCGGAGCUCUAUGGAGAUAAUUACCCAAGAUUCUUUACUUAUUGGACCAACGAUGCAUAUCAAGCAACAGGCUGUUACAAUCUCUUGUGUUCCGGUUUUGUCCAAACCAACAGUCAGAUUGCGAUUGGAGCUGCAAUCUCUCCCUCGUCUUCAUACAAAGGUGGACAAUUCGAUGUUACUCUGCUUAUUUGGAAGGAUCCGAAGCACGGGAAUUGGUGGCUGGAAUUCGGGUCGGGUAUUCUAGUCGGGUAUUGGCCGUCGUUCUUGUUCACACACCUGAGGGAGCAUGCAAGCAUGGUCCAAUACGGUGGCGAAGUCGUAAAUUCAAGCCCAUUUGGGGCCCAUACUUCGACACAGAUGGGGAGUGGACAUUUUGCAGAGGAAGGGUUCACAAAAUCUUCUUAUUUCAGAAACAUCCAAGUAGUUGAUUGGGAUAACAAUUUGGUCCCUUCUCCGAAUAUCCGAGUACUCGCGGAUCAUCCGAAUUGCUACGAUAUUCAAGGCGGAUCUAACCGGGCCUGGGGGAAUUAUUUUUACUACGGGGGACCAGGCAAGAAUCCUAAAUGUCCUUAAAAAAUAACAUUUUUAUUUAGGGUUUAGGGAAGAUUACAAAGGCUACUUAAAUCAAAUUUUUUUUUUAUGGCUUUGAUCGUGUUCGUUUAUGUGUAAAUGUUAAAAAACGUAUAUUGGAAGAAAUGUAGAAUUUACAUCGACAAUAGUUUGCUUAGUUUACGCUGUCUUUCUUUUUGCGUAUAGUAAGAUAGAUAUUAUAUACAGAGAAAAAAAAAGUGAAUCAUGUAUUAGAAUUUUAUUGUAAAAA